UCAGCGAGCGGCAGUAAACACAAGCUGGGCUCCUCAAUGUGGCUACCUCUCGCACCUCCUCCCUCUCUCUCUCUCUCUCUUCCAUAUACUCACUAGUCACACCAACACCACAGUCAUGAUGGCCGUCGCUACAGUCGAGAACUCCUCGCUAGACAAGAUAAUUAAUUUUGUCAAUGACACUGGAUACAAGGAACUUAUGCAAAAUUCUGCAAGAUAUAAUGUAAGAAUCCGUAAAGACAGGAUAUAUCGACAGCCUUAUAUUGAUGGACAAACAGGUGUAGCACAACGACACUGCCACCUCUUUGUUAGUGACAAACAUCGAAUGCCAGGAAUUCUUCAAGGGCAAGUCUAUACAUAUCCUGCACGAAGAUGGAAAGCACAAAGACGGUCCUACUUGGGCUCGCUUAUGCAGGCAGCUAAAGCAGACCCUGAUGAGCAUACAAUUACAACAGUGGAAAAUCCUGCAGCAAUUGUUGCAGCUGUUGAAGAACCUAUUCAUCCACCAGAAAAAGUGGUUCUGCCGGAACAGUGGGCAACAUUUUAUGAAGAGCCUCCUUUUGAAGAUGAGUUAGAAGAUGAAUUUGAAUCUGAUGAAGACUUUGAGGAUGAAACGUACAACAACAAAGGAGGCAAACGAAAGAAGGCUCCAGUUGGAAGAAAACCUAAGGCUGCUGGUGGAAUACCUAAGAAAGCCAGCAAAAAGAAGACAUCUGAGAAUAAUGUGCAGCGUACUAGCAAGAAGAAAUCAGCUCCCAAGACUCCCUCAAAAACCCCAAAGAAUAUAAAAAAGGAUGAUGAUGACCCAAAUAACAAGCCAUAUGGUUGUGAACUGUGUGGGAUGCGGUACAAGACGCGGCCUGGCCUAACUUACCACUAUGCACACUCGCAUAAGGAGGAGAAGGAGGAGGAGGCUAAACCUAAAGCCCCUGCUAGAGAUAACGAGCAAAUCCUGGCUAACGACCCCACCCCAGACUACUUACCAGUCCAGGCUCAGGCCUCUGCUACCCCACAUUGGGGUCAGAACAGUUUUUAUUCAGGCCGCCGUUCCAGUUCUACGGGUCAAGCAAAUGCAGUCCCUACAAUGCCUCAAGAUAUUACUUCUCCUACUGACGUUGCACUGGACAAGAAUGUGGGAAAGAAGAAAGUCUCGGCUUCUCCUUAUUGUGACUUUUGCCUGGGUGAUUCCUCAGAAAACAAGAAAACAGGCACACCAGAAAAUCUUGUCUCAUGUGCUGAUUGUGGGAGGUCAGGUCAUCCAACGUGCCUCCAAUUUACGUCUAAUAUGAUGAAGAGUGUUGUGAAGUACCGGUGGCAGUGCAUCGAGUGUAAGACGUGCACUCUUUGUGGCACAUCAGAGAAUGAUGAUCAGCUGCUGUUCUGUGAUGACUGUGACCGAGGAUAUCACUUAUACUGCCUUGAUCCCCCUCUUUCGGAGCCACCUGAAGGAGAAUGGUCUUGUUGCUUGUGCUUACAAGAGUUCCAUGCUAAAUGAAAUCCAGGGAAAAUCUAAUAAGAAAGCAGAACACUUCAAUUUCAUCUUACUUUAUUAGCAAAAUUGUCCUGUGAUUAUAUGAAAAUUUGAAAAUAAGUGUGCAUAAAUUGGAAUUUUACAAUUUUAUGAUAAAAUCCCAAGAUAAAAAUAGUAUAAAAUUUAAGUGCAUUUCAGUAAUUUUUAUAGUAUUUUAUUUUGCCAAAUAUUUGAAUAGAGAUGAUGGUGAUAAAUAAAAAAUUGCAUCCUACUGUAUAUGUAUGGGCUGGAAAUUUGAUAAGGUAUAUAAAGCUGUGAUGCAUAUAGCUGCAUGACUGAAAUAAAGAAUGGUUGUGGUUCAUGAUUAGUUGUCAUUUCCUCAGGGAGUGUGGGAAUAUUGGUAGCAGAAUAUUUAAUAAGUUUAUCAUCUCCCAUUAAACUGUAUAUACUUAAAGUUGUAUUCCAUUCACCUGGGCUCUAGGAGACUCGAACCACGGACCCCCACGCAUGUGCGGCCGAAGCUCUCUUGACCGAGCUAUUGAGUAGUCUUAAUAAGGAAAGUUUCCAGAAGCAGCAUCCUCUUGCCAAACUGGAAUUUUGGUUGGAAAUCGGUGAAUGGAAUGUUUAUUUCCACGGAAGUGUGAAUGACAACUUAAAGUUGUAAUUUCUGACUUGAGAUGAAAUAGGCAUAUGUUUAUUAGAUAAUGUUGUUAUGAUUAUGAUCUGUUAGGAUAGGAACAGAAUGGUUUAUUGUAUCUAUACUGGUCACUGGUUUAGAAUACUAAUUUAGAACUAAGGUCAUACAUAAUGUAACACAGUUAUCAUGCUAGUACAGGUAUAUAAACUGUGGCAUUUUAGUGCUACCUUAAUCAGAUGGUUUUGAUAGAUGCAGUCUUUCACACACACACACACACACACACUACACAAAGCAAAGUUAAUGUUUUAAAGUAGAGGCAAAUUCAAAUUGUGCCGACUACAUAAACACAGCUGUAUUCCUGCUUGGGUUUAUGUUAAAUUUUAAUUUUAAAUAUACAGUAUUUUUUCUUUCACGUAGAUUCUUGGUGAAUGAAACGGUUUGCAAGAUAAUGUAAAUAAACAUCAAUUUAUAAAUCUAAUAAACCAUCUGUAAUUUCAAAAGUUUGCUUUGAGAUAAUUUUGUGUCGCAUCACCUUAUCUAACAUUUUCUCAAGUCUUAUGUUUGAAGAAACAACUGCAGAGUCCAAAAUAUUUGCUAGAGCUCUCUGUAUGUUAAUAUGAUAAACCAACCUUCAGCAGUUGUUUUCUCUAUAUGUUUUCUCUAGUUAUUAGAAUUAAAGCUCAUUCAUGUAAACAAAAAAUCAGUAUUAUACAUUUCCAUGUUUUCUUGUAAGAAUCAUUAUUGCAAAGUUUCUUCAUUAUUUAAUAUUAUAAGAAUUAAAUGCACAUUCUAUAUGUUUAAUAUCUCUGUGCAGAUUUCCAAAGGACAGCCAUAGGGAUGAUGAUGAUAAUAUUAUACAAUCAUACAGUCAUUCAACAAGGAUAUGAUUAAAUAUUGUGACAGUAUUUAUUUAAACCUCAUUCCCAGGAAUACUGUAUAUAUGUUUGUAUUAAAUUAUAUAUUAUAGUACUCUAAUUUGUAAAAAUUCAUGUAUUCAGUGAAAUUUAAUAUUUUAUACUUUAUUGGUUAAUGAAAACUAUGGCAGCUAUGUUACAUAACUGAAGGAAGUUGUGACAGUUCAGUUUGCUAAUAAAUGUAGUGGCUACAAAAUGAACAAUGUAAUAGUAACUUUAAGGUACAGUUAAUACAUGCCAGUUAAAUAUUUUGUGACCACUGACUGGUUGGUUCCAAUAUUUGUAAGAUAUCUUAAAUAUUUAGAAUUACUUAUGCAUGUUUUUAUGAAAUUAACUAUAUGAAAAUAAGAGUUCAUGCCUUCAGGUUUAAAUGAGCAGUACACAAUAAGCAGGGUGUUAUCAUCCUUCAAAGUCUUGUGAAUUUUAGAUAUAAGACCAAUUGACCAUUUCAAUAAACCUUGUCCCAUUUCAAAUAUUUCCAGGGUUAAAGUGUUCCUAACAAAUUUUAAUGUUGUGAUUUAAACUAACAACAUGAAAUAUAGGUUAUAACCAAUAACAAAUAAUUUUGGAUUGAAAAUAUAAAUCUAAUUUUUUAAUUUAAAAAUCUUGAAUAUAUAUUAAUUUUCCUUAAAGUUUUACCUCUGUAGAGUGUUUGGUUCCAAGUGAAGUUAAAACCAUGGUUUUAGCUUGUACACUGUUACUUAAGUCUAAAAUAUAUUUAUGUAAUAAAAGGCCUUAGGUUUAUAUGGUCUUUAAUAAUCAAACAAAAUUGUGUGAUAUCAAAGGCACAUAUACACUGUUAUGACCACAGUAUAGUACACUAUAAUGUUUACUCUCUGGUGUAUUUGUUACUCUGAUCAAUUUCUUUUGAAUUAUGAAUUUGUCAAUGCCUCAAUUUUUGAGCCAAUUAUUCAAAAGUAGUGUCCAUGGUUUGAAAUAUUGAUGCAUAUGCUCGUAAUGUGAUAUCAGAUAUUGAUGCUCAUGCUCAUACAGUGGUAUCAAGUAGUGAUUUUUAUGCUCAUACCAUGGUAUCAGGUAUUGAUGUACAUGCUCGUGCAUGAUAUGAGAUAUUGAUGCUUAUACUCAUACCAUGAUUCAUGUUAAUUCAGAGCUCCUAAUAGCAUUAAUAUCAAGACCUAUUGGGUAGUAGCGUGUCCCAUUAAUUAUGUUCAUGGGUACGAAAAUCUUAGCAUCAGUUUCUGCCAAGUACUUCAAAGAUAACAUGAGUAUCUUUGAACACAUACCUUUAUCCUUUGCCAAUUUUGGCUUCAGGUCACAAGUUGUUGCAAAAAUACUUGUAUACCGUACCAACAGCAAUGGUUCUUCCAGAAUUUAAUUACAUGUAUGCAUUGCUUGUUUGUAUUAAUAACUAUAUUUCUUUGACAGGACAUAUUUUUUUACCAUCCAAAGUCACUGAUGUGCCAACCACAAUAAACCACAUUUUAUCAAGAUUUGACUGAAGAAUAUAUUUGUCAUCAAUUUCAUAUCUAUCCAAGAUAUAUAUAUUCCUCUGUCAUGCCUUAAAAACUCAUCCACAGAUUUAUUCAAAGUACAGACACUCUUAGCUUGAAGAUUACAUUGAGGUAUACAAUAGGCUCCCUUCACUUAUCUAUUGGUGUAGCUGGAAUAUCAGUACUGCAAACCUUCUUGGUCUUAUUCUUUGGUUUGUGGGUUUAUUCAAAUUUAUUAUAUAAUUUGUUGUAGUUUGAAAACUCGAAAUAGGUGUGGAAAAUAUUCUCGAUUGGAUGAUUUUAUUACCUCAUUAAGUGGCUCCUCUGGAGUGACUUAUUCAGGAGGAGUUGACGUGAAUAUUUAGUAGUGUAGAAAAAUAGUGAUAACUUAUCUACAUAAUUUUUAAUAUGAGUAAUUUAGCUGUUUUCUGAUAAUGCCGAGAACACAUCUUUCUUUCCAGUUAACCAUUAAACUUUUGUUUAUAUUUAGUGAAAAACUGGCAUAGCAUUUAUUUUUGUAAUAUGCCUACUAAUCUGACUGUUGAUAUUUGUCAUUUUAUCAUAGCUAUUCAUGAUCCUGUUCUGAAAUCAGAGCAUUGCUUAUGGCUAUAGAUAACACAAAGAAAUGGUAAUAAGCAUUUUUAUUUCCUAAGGUAUAUAUAGUAAUAAACCUUUCAUCUGCUUUUAAAUUCAGACACAAUUUGUGCUCAGGUAGACUGAAGUAAGGUGACUCUUCAUUAUCAGCAAUGAAAGUCAUCGAUACUUUCAUUAAAUACACUCCGAGUAUUGCAACUUUAAUACUUUUAAGCUCUUAGUGGUUUUUCUCAAGAUUUUUGUAUAUAAGUUUAUUUUGUAUUACACUUGAACAGCUAUUUUUGUAGAAAUUAAAUUGAAUUUCAUGUAAGUUUAAUAUUAGAAAAAUAUUUGCAGGUUGUAAUUGAAUUUUAGGUAUGUGUAUGUAAAUUUUUCUAUCUUAUUAUUUAAAUAUGGUGAAUUCAUAUCAAAUCUUGUCAUUAUUGUGCUAAACUUUUAGCCAAUUAAUUGCACCAAAAUAUUAAGAGAAUUCAUGGCAUUCAAAUGCUUGAAUGUAUGUUGAGAUUAGAGUUCAUAAAGUCUGUAUUCAGAAAAUGUACUAAAAAUCAACCCAUAUAUUCACUUCAGCUGAUGCACUUAAUUCUGUAUGUAAUGCAAGUUAUGUAUAGCACAAAAUUUAUCUGGCUUUAUUUUGUAGUUGUAUUACUUAUAAUCUCUUCCUACAAAACAUAAUUAGAAUGAAUUGAACACAAAUUUGCCCCUUCUACCCAUUUUGUGUGUGUGUAGUAAUCUUGCAUGGAAUCAAAUACUCAACAUUUACACACACCAUCUACCAAUCUGUACUGUAAGGCUACAUCUAUAUCUUCAAAAUUGUCUGCAUGUGAUCCUGAAAUUUCUUUUGUUCUGCCUGAAUGGUCUAGCCUUAUACUUAUAAAGAUACAUAUAAAAUUAUCAAAAAAAUUGUUUUAAGAAGUUAAGAAUAUUAACUUGAUCUGAAUAUUAUGCCAUAAAAACAGCAUCAGCAGUCAUUCUCGCUCACUGCUGAAGAGAAUCUCAGGUUGGGAUCGAAAUACAGAGUACAGUCUACGUUUCCUCGUGUUUUAGAAAUAGUGGAUUAUUAUUUUCAAGAAUAUUACAUACAUUUAAAAAUGAUGACCACCUUGUAUUCAAUAUCCUAUAAGGCUAUAACAUUAACUUUUGGUCAUUAUAAGUGUUCCGUAUGUUUAUGAUAAUGUUUCUGACAUUUGACGUAUUACUGUUAGUCAGUGAAUACUUUCUUUACAGCGAGUUAUUCUCUACUGGGGAAAAGGGACUUGCUGCAUGUUCUACCACUUUGUCAUCUCCCAGUUCUGAGGCUUCUUAGGAUGGCUAUUUGAACAAAUUGAACUUGUUUUUUUAUUUGCUAGUGGCAACUAUUUCAUGCAUGAUAACCACAUACUACUUUAUUCAGCAAAUCUUUUUGAAUAGAAGUUCAAACCUGCCUAGUUUUUGAAUGUGUCUUAUGGCCAAAAAAAAUUUCAUUUUUAUUUAAUAUUGUUAAUGAACUUGUCAAUAUCAGUAUUUUUUAUGGCACAUCUUGUAGUGUGCAUCAAUAAGUUUGUAACUGAAUGUGGUCUUGAAGAUGUGCAUUCUGAAUAUGGCCUUGAAGAUACUCUUGUUCAACUGUUUGCCUUUGCAUGAUAUUUUUACAUCUGAUCACUCGGUUAAACUGUUUUUCAUACACAAAAGACCAUGAAAAUUUAAUUUAAAAUUUUUUUAGGUUAAGUAAUAUUUGAAAGAAUGUUUUAAUAAUAUUGCUCUGACAAACAUGAUAUAUAAUAAAAUGCAUUCAUGUAUUCACAGGUAUAUAUUUACAAAUACACAUGUACACAGUGUAACAAGCACAAAUGUAGUAUGACACAAAUGUGUGUGUGUUCAUACAUGUAAGUGCCAUUAAAUAAAUAUAAUUUUUUUUUAUCCACCACUCUUAAGUUUAUCUGGUGUUUGAAAUGUAAAAGAUUUCAUUGAUCACAUCAAUAGAAUCACAUAUCUCACAAGCAGGAGCCCACUACCUGCCUGUACAAGUGUUUACCCUACUUGAAUGAUGCUGCUAGCUAUAUUGUCAGGGCUAUGCAUUGAUACCAUGCAAUGUGUUGUAGCGUGUUAGCAUUCCUAGUUUGAGUAAUUCAAUAAAAUUUUCGUACAUA
Procambarus clarkii (red swamp crayfish) is the source of this 7190-nucleotide messenger RNA. NCBI's taxonomy places the organism in Eukaryota, Metazoa, Arthropoda, Malacostraca, Decapoda, Cambaridae. The record is from RefSeq and is a predicted model, not a curated record.